This is a messenger RNA of Anopheles marshallii, 1308 nucleotides long. RefSeq lists its product as uncharacterized. Gene Ontology annotation, cellular component: nuclear exosome (RNase complex); cytoplasmic exosome (RNase complex). The transcript has 2 exons. The record is from RefSeq and is a predicted model, not a curated record. Bases 1 to 1308 code for a protein of 435 amino acids. Gene Ontology annotation, biological process: nuclear polyadenylation-dependent mRNA catabolic process; U4 snRNA 3'-end processing; U1 snRNA 3'-end processing. Lineage: Eukaryota; Metazoa; Arthropoda; Insecta; Diptera; Culicidae.
AUGAAGGAACGCGUUUUAACAAAUAAUGAAAAAUCAUUCGUACAAAAGGCUAUUCUUGAAUCGAUCCGUAUCGAUGGCCGAACACUGGAUGAGUUCCGCAAACUAAGGAUAAGCUUCGGCAGCGAAUGGGGACUGGUGCAUGUGAUCCUGGGGGAAACCCGAGCUCUGGCACGGGUCACUUGUGAGGUGGUGGAACCCAAAGCUACUCGCCCAAACGAGGGCAUGCUUUUCGUAAAUGUCGAGCUGGGUCCAAUGGCAGCACCACACUUCGAUGGAGGCCGUCAAUCAGACGAAUGUGUACAGUUGAAUCGCAUUUUAGAGCGUGCGUUGAAAGAUUCGGGCUGUGUCGACCUGGAAUCGCUCUGCCUGGUGUCGGAGGAGAAGGUCUGGACGCUGCGUGUGGACGUAACCGUGCUGAAUCACGAAGGCAACACCAUAGAUUGCUGUUCGAUAGCUGCCCUGACAGCGCUGGCCCACUUCAAGCGACCAGACAUAACGGUCGACGGUGAGAACGUGAUCGUGCACACUAUGGAGGAAAAGGAUCCAAUCAAGGUGACGCUUUUCCACUAUCCAAUUUGCGUGAGCUAUGGUAUUUUCAACCAGGGCAAAAUAGCCAUCGCUGACCCCACCUACCUGGAGGAGCGUGUCGCUGAAGCAAAAAUGGUUUUCGGAAUCAAUUCGUACGGUGAGCUUUGUGGGUUGCAUCUCGGUGGCACAACGCUCACGAGUGCCGAUCUGCUUUUGCGUACAUCGUCGAAGGCAAGCAAACGGGCCCGGCUAGUGGUGGAAAAGAUCAAAGCCGCCAUCCAAAAGGACAAUGACGAUCGCGAAAAGGGUUUACCGGUCGGAUUUGCUGAAGGAAUUGAACGUAACGAAACGACGGUACACGCCCAGGAUAGGAUGCAGGUGCGAUUGAAACGGUUCAAGCUGAAAAUUGACGGACAAGAACGUUCGGAAUCUGACUGUGACGAGGAAACAGAAUCUGACGAUGCAAUGGAAACCAUCGGGGAAACUUCUGGCGAGGUAAACAAUGAACCGGUUGAACCGAUGGCUGUAGAUGAUUCAGAAACAGUUGUGAAGGUCGGUGAAAAUGCGGCCGUAUUAAUAUCGGCUAGUAAGGAUAACAGCAACCAAUGGAUAACGGAAGAGGAACUGAUGCAGGUGAAGGAAAAGACAGGAAAAAAGCGAUCGAAAGCUGGUUUGAAGAGCAAGAAAAAAAGUCUUCUUUCCCGGCCAGGGCAAUGUGAGUUCAAAGAUGUCGAGAGUAGCGAGGAGGAAACUGUAACACUUACUUCAGCAGAUAUAUGA